Molecule: messenger RNA, 798 nt
Organism: Marasmius oreades (fairy-ring Marasmius)
Lineage: Eukaryota; Fungi; Basidiomycota; Agaricomycetes; Agaricales; Marasmiaceae
Exons: 16
Coding region: 1-798 (265 amino acids)
Source: RefSeq, a predicted model, not a curated record
AUGGAGUAUGGAGCUCCAAACCGACUGCAACGGCAUGGUCGCCUUGAUAGUCCAAUGUUUCUUUGCAAGGCGCGUUUGGCUACGUGGGUAGUCACUGUUUGGUGUGCGGGAUUUCGUGAUCCUGAUAUUUCAGCAGUGUCGCAGAACGUAUAUCUUGUGUCAGCGAUUGUCCUAUUAUCAUGUGUUCACUUUGGUCUCGGAAUCGUUUUCACCGUUUCCAGUUUUCAGCUCCCUUCGGUGUUUGGAUUUAGGCGGUUGGUUUGGGUUACCAGCGCUGGGAUCGGGAGUGCCGCAGCCGCGGAUAUUCUUAUUGCUGUCUCGCUUUGCUACUACCUCUCUCAGAGCAGAACAGGAUUUAAAAGGACGGACUCAUUGAUUUCGACCUUGAUCAUUUACACACUGACAACCGGCCUCAUGACAAGUGUCAUUGAUAUUGUCAUUGUCAUAACGUUCACUACAAUGCCAACAAAUUACGUCUGGCUAGCGUUCUUCUGGAUAGUGGGACGAUGUUAUGUGAACUCUGUACUUGCCGCCCUAAAUAGCCGUGAUUCCCUUCGAGGCCGUGUGGCGGCACGGGAGGGUAGUUUUUUACAACUCUCACCGAUGACCACCGGCAAUGUCACGACACAGAUAACGAGACCUCAAACUCAGGUAUCGGAUUAUAGAUCUUUGCCUGAAGUGCACAAACCUGCAUUGACGGUGAAUAUACAAACGGACACGGUUAUGAAGGCGGAUUACUUGGACUCCCCCGCGAGUGGGACUUCUGCCCCCGCAAUUCUUUACAGAAGCGCCCUAUGA